UCAACGACACCAAGAAUUAUAAUUAUUAUUAGUAGUAGAAAGUAAGAAUGUCAAAAUAAAACCCCUCAUUGACCUCUUCUGAAACCCUAAUUUUCCAAUUCGAUCUGAGAAGCUAUGGACGCUAUUGAUUCCGCCAUCGAUCCACUCAGAGAUUUCGCUAAAAGCAGCGCCCGUCUCGUCCAGCGCUGUCACAAACCCGACCGCAAGGAAUUCACGAAGGUGGCUGUGCGUACGGCGAUAGGAUUUGUGGUGAUGGGAUUCGUAGGGUUCUUCGUGAAGCUCGUAUUCAUCCCAAUCAACAACAUCAUCGUUGGAUCUUCUUAGGCUAAUACUCUUUUUACCAGGCUAUGCGCCAAGGAGUAGGAAGGAAAGAGACUCCAAAACCUGUUGUGAAACCUUGUAUUCUGUUUUUUUCUAGGUUACAUUUUCUCCCUUGUGGCCUAAUUUUCUAUACUUGUUUGAAUUUUCUUGUUUCUUUUGAUCUUUUCUUGCUAUUGCCUAAACUUACAGAGAUUUUACUUCUUUUU
Molecule: messenger RNA, 527 nt
Organism: Brassica oleracea var. oleracea
Lineage: Eukaryota; Viridiplantae; Streptophyta; Magnoliopsida; Brassicales; Brassicaceae
Product: protein transport protein Sec61 subunit gamma-3
Exons: 3
Coding region: 115-324 (69 amino acids)
Biological process (GO): protein targeting; post-translational protein targeting to membrane, translocation
Cellular component (GO): Ssh1 translocon complex; membrane
Molecular function (GO): transmembrane protein transporter activity
Source: RefSeq, a predicted model, not a curated record